GCACGAGGGACUGACCGAGCCUCCAGAUUCCCCCCUUUGGCUCCCCUGUCCUAUCCUACCGGGCGCGCCGUGUGUGUCUCGGACCCUAAAGAACUAUGGAUUUUAUCAAUAACGGCAGUGAAAAUAACAAUACGACCACAGCCUUUCCCGAUGUUGUGGAUGUCAUUCCAGAGUGGGGUGACAAUGACAAAGAAAAAGGGUCUAGAAGUGUUCCCGAGGUGGAGCUGAGUUACCAGGUGAUCACCUCUUUGCUGCUCGGCGCGCUCAUCCUCUGUUCUAUAUUCGGCAACGCGUGCGUUGUCGCGGCCAUCGCGCUGGAGAGGUCUCUCCAGAACGUGGCCAACUAUCUGAUCGGCUCGUUAGCCGUCACGGACCUCAUGGUAUCAGUUCUGGUACUACCCAUGGCGGCCCUCUACCAAGUCCUGAACAAAUGGACUCUGGGACAGGAGAUAUGUGACAUUUUCAUCUCUCUGGACGUGUUGUGCUGCACGUCGUCCAUUUUGCAUCUGUGCGCAAUUGCCCUGGACAGGUACUGGGCUAUCACAGACCCCAUAGACUAUGUGAACAAACGGACACCCAGGCGAGCGGUGCUGCUGAUCAGCGUGACUUGGCUGAUUGGGUUCUCAAUCUCCAUCCCGCCCAUGCUAGGCUGGAGGAAAGCCGAGGACAGGGCGAACCCGGACGCCUGCACCAUCAGCCAGGACCCGGGCUACACCAUCUACUCCACGUUCGGAGCUUUUUACAUCCCGCUUAUCCUCAUGCUGGUCCUCUACGGGCGGAUAUUCAAGGCAGCCAGGUUCCAGGUUUGGAAAACUGUGAAGAAAUCGGAAAAGGCAAAAGUGUCGGACAAGUGCUUGGCCGUGUCUCCGGCUAUUUUCCACAAGAAGAUCAACGUAGAGGCGGGGGGAAAGAACUGGAAACACAGUGUGGAACCUACAUCCAAGCCUUCGUGCGUAAACGGCGCGGUGAACCACGGGGAGAACUGCGAGUCGUUGGAGAUCAUAGAAGUUACCAACAAUUCUAAGAACCACCUGCCUCUCCCCAACACUCCACAGUCCUCACAAGAGGUUGAGAACAGGAACGAAAAGAACGCUGAGGCAAAGAGGAAAAUAGCUCUGGCCAGGGAGCGGAAAACGGUAAAGACGCUCGGUAUCAUCAUGGGGACUUUUAUUUUCUGCUGGCUACCGUUUUUCAUCGUGGCUCUGGUCUUGCCUUUCUGUGCGGAUAGCUGUUACAUGCCAGAGUGGCUGGGUGCCGUCAUCAACUGGCUGGGCUAUUCGAACUCUCUCCUAAACCCGAUCAUUUAUGCCUACUUUAACAAAGACAUCCAAAGUGCUUUCAAAAAAAUUAUAAAAUGCAAAUUCCAUAGACAGUGAGCCGUUCAUCAGUAAAGUGUUUACGUUUACUUCAUUCCAAUGAUGGAGUUUAUGAAACGCACAAAAGCAACGUGUUAUUUUCAGGGACUGUCUCUAGCCGACGGUGUGAAUUAGAAACAGAAUAGCCUAUGGGUCAUAUACAGUGAGACGUGGAGAGAGACAUGCAGUAUAUUUGUAGGCCUAUUAUGCUGUGUAGCAUAUUCGAUGUUGUAGAUAUCUGCAAGGCAUCGUUGUAUUCCCAUGUAAGACGUGUUAUUCAAAUACAAUUCACAGAAUUCAUGCAUUCCAUUCACGUGACCUGGUCUCAGAGCAUUUCGUAUUAUUCUGUACGUAAAUCCGAGACACUAUAUUUAGUAUGAUAUGUUACGUUUCGUAUGGUAUGUAUCCACGAGACACGAAGG
This is a messenger RNA of Oncorhynchus masou masou (cherry salmon), 1777 nucleotides long. RefSeq names its product 5-hydroxytryptamine (serotonin) receptor 1A a (gene htr1aa). Gene Ontology annotation, cellular component: plasma membrane. The coding region runs from base 96 to 1376 and encodes 426 amino acids. The transcript has a single exon. Gene Ontology annotation, biological process: regulation of vasoconstriction; regulation of hormone secretion; G protein-coupled dopamine receptor signaling pathway. Lineage: Eukaryota; Metazoa; Chordata; Actinopteri; Salmoniformes; Salmonidae. The record is from RefSeq and is a predicted model, not a curated record. Gene Ontology annotation, molecular function: G protein-coupled serotonin receptor activity; dopamine neurotransmitter receptor activity, coupled via Gs.